AUGGGAGAAUCUGUCUGUCUUGUGAGAUCUUUCUCUCAACCUGCAGAGAUUUCAUCGAUUGAAACCAACGAGGCGGUUUCUCGUCGUUUUCUUACGGAAUCAGUAUCGUUUGGUAGAUUUGCGUCAGAGACUCUACAAUGGGAGAAAUGGUCAGCUUUUACUCAGAAUCGUUACUUGGAAGAAGUUGAGAGGUUUACUAAGCCUGGUUCUGUGGCACAGAAGAAAGCUUUUUUCGAAGCUCAUUUCAAGAACCGAGCUUCCGGGAGAGCAACACAGACGAAGAUUGAAGAAGUUAAUGUUAAAGCCUGUGAUGAUGAAAUUGUGCGUGAAGAAGUACGGAAAGAUGAUAUCGUUGAUUCUUCGGAAGUACCACUUGAGGCGAAUAAUGGUAUGUCCAUGAAUAAAGAGGUGUCUAAUGCUGAGGUUGCUCCAUCAGUUUCUGUAAUAGAUGAAACAACUGAUGUUCAAACUGAUGAAGUGAAGGAUACUAGUGUCGAGAACAUUGAUUCUGUAGCUGAUGUUCAAACUGGUGAAGUGAAGGAUAUUAGUGUCGAUGAUUCUGUAGCUGUUCCUGAAGGCGAGGAUCUUGAUAAGGAGGAUUCGACUUCUUUGAGCAAAGAAAGACGUUCUAGUUCUUCUGGAUCAAAGACUUGCAGUGGAAGUUCAAAACUGGAACCCUCCUUUGUUAUAGGACUGGAUCAGCCACUUAACAAAACUAGAAAAGAGCCUCCCUCGAGUAGUAAAAGGUCAAUUAGUGUAUCGAAAAAUCAAAAUAGAUCACCUCGUGUACCCUUUCACAUGUCAAUCAGUUGUGCUCCUUCUGGUAAUAAUGCCACUCAACAUGGUUCUAGAAGCAAAACCAAUGCUAAGAGUGCAGGGAAAGCUGACAAGAAGAAGGGAUCAGGUCCAAGUUCAGUUCACAUGUCACUCAACGUUGCUUCUUCUGCUCGUCAAACGACCAAAACAGCCCCAAAAAACCUGGCAAGAAAAUCCACUACACAGGAAACAACUUCAUCAAAUGCUAGAAACAGUGUUUUCCCAAAUGGAAACGAACCAACGGGAGCUUCAAAAAGCCACAAGAGACCAUUGCCUCAAAAAACCAAAGAAGAAGGUUCUAGAGCUGCAAAAUGUUCAACCAGUGCAUCUGCUGUCAGGUUACCUGAACUUCCUCCUCCCAGUAAUCGGCUAUCAGCAGACAAAAGGAAAGGCAUAACUGAAGGUAGUUCAGUUUCAUACAAAAUACCCCACCAUGUGAAAAGGCAGCCUUCUGUCGGCUGCCAAAACAUUUCAACUCGUAGCAGAACCAAAGCAAAGUCUUUAACUGUAUCUUCUCCUUUCAACUUCAGAAGUGAUGAAAGGGCAGAAAAGAGGAAAGAGUUCUUCAAGAAGCUAGAAGAAAAGAGCAAGAAAGAAGAUAGUGGUAAAGAACAAUUGUCUUGCGGCUUCAAGGCAAAUCAAAAGACUCACUUAGUUUCAGAAGAACACAAGAAUCCACAAGUUGGUAAUUUUCAGGUGGUACCAUUGAUAAGUCCGACUUCCCCAAGAUUCCGCACGAACCAGACGUCAGGAAGAGGAAACAUUAAAAAGUCUCAUCAGUCUCCCCAUAAAGUUGCAUCAGUGAAGACCAGAAAUGCAGUAAUGGAGAAGCUCAAAAGCUGCAAGAUUCAUCCCUCACAGACAAAGAAGAAGGCUCAAGAGAAUUUGUCUCCUAAUAUCCCGCAGAACUAA
This is a messenger RNA of Arabis nemorensis, 1728 nucleotides long. Lineage: Eukaryota; Viridiplantae; Streptophyta; Magnoliopsida; Brassicales; Brassicaceae. The record is from the annotation of a GenBank genome assembly.